UCUGGGUGAAGCUGAGUAUUGAUGUUCGUUUAGUCUAAUUAAUCGGUACAUUCAGAUGGAUCAGUUGGGUGAGUUUCAAAAACUCAGCUGAAUUUUCUUUAAAUAGCUAGCUGAGUCUUCAUCAUGCAUUCAGCUGCAGCUGAUUCAGUCAAAAAAGGUUAAUGACGAAAAUGACCCUGCUACCACAUAAACCUAAUCUCAUCUCUCUAAUCUCAUCUCUCGCGUUCUUCUCUUUUCUUUGGCGGCCAAUCUCUCUCUCUCUCUCUCUCUCUCUCUCUCUCUCUCUCUCUCUCUCUCUCUCUCUCUCUCUCUCUCUCGUCCAUCUCUCUCUGGUGACCCUCUCUCUCCGCCGUUCCUCUCUCUCCGGCGACCUCUCUUUCUCUCUGGAUCUCUCCGGCGACCUCUCUCUGUCUCUCAGUCUCAUCUCAGGCGCUCUCUCUCUCUCUCUCUGUCUCUCUCCAGCGAUCCUCUCUUUCUCUCAGGGUUCUCUCUCACUCACUCCUGCGACCUCAGCUCCGGCGACCUCUCUCUCUCGCUCAGUUUAUUUGGAAGAGAAACAAUGGCAUCCAUUCAUGGCACUGAUGUGAGUAUUUGGUCUUUUUGUGUACAGUUUCUUUGAAGAUAGUUGCAUAAACCUUUGAAGAGAACAAUGACAUCCAUCCCUGGAUCUGAUAAUCUUAUAUGGAGUGACGAGCAAACACGGUUCUUUCUUCAACUAAGACUUGAUGAGAAUCUGAAAGGAAACGUGAGAAAACAGAUGGUUAAUGAGGCUGGGAGACAGGCGAUAAUGGAUAAGUUCUAUGAGGCAUUUGGUAUAAAAAUUCCAUGGAGAAAAUUUGGGAUAAAGUACAACACUUGUAAGAAGCAGUACGACUCUUUUAAGAAGCUGACUCGGAACAGAACGGGACUGGGUUUUACUUCUACUGGAUUCAUCAACAUGAGUGAUGACUGGUGGAAUGAGCGAUGUAAGGAGUGGCCUGGUGCUAGAAAAUUUAAAGACAAGCCGAUAGCAAACAUGGAUUUGAUGGAGAAGGUAUUUGGAACAGUUUAUAUUAGUGGAGGUGAAGGUUGGUCUGCUCAGCAAGGUGAAGAGGCUUUAGACACAAAGCAUGGAGAUGAUGAAGAUGAAGAUGAUGCUGAGUCAAGGCGUGAUGUCCCUACUCAGGAAGCUGUUGGAGAUGAAUCAAGGCGUGGUGUCCCUACUCAAGAAACUGAUGUUGCAUCUGAAUCAAGAAAUGCUGGAUCAAAGAAUGUUGGCCCUUCUUCUUCCAGGUCAAAGGUUAACAGGAAAAGAUCAAGGGUUGUACAAGCAGGACAAGCUGUGGCUGAUGUGAUCAGGGAGAGUGUUGAGUCUCGAGACAAGAUUCUUUCCCACAAGAAUCAUCUAAUAGAGAACCAUCCUGAGUUUAGUUGUAGUCAACUUCGAGCUAUGGAGGUUCUACACUCCUUGCCUGCUAUAAGAAUGUGGUCUCCUCUUUACAAAGCCUCAAUUAACCAUCUCAAAGAAGAUGCUGCAAAUCGUCAAACUUUCUUGUUCUAUGGAGAUAAUGAGAACAGGGUUCUCUAUUUGGAGUAUGCAAAGCUAAGUGGAGGAUUCUUGACCGCAAGCAUCCUAAGUAUGAGCUGAAGAAAUGGGUGAAGAUUGUGACAGCAACAAUGGCUCUCCACAAUUUUAUCAGAGAUUCAAACCAUGAGGAUUGGGAUUUUGCACAUUGGGAAAGUGUGGAAGAAUAUGAACAUCAUGGGGAUGAAGAUGAUCAUGUUGCAUAUGUACCAGCUGGAGAUAGAGUCAUGGAAGCUAUGCGAGAUUCCAUUACUGAAGAGAUGGCGAGAGGAAGUCGACUUCCAUACUGAGCAGAAAUGCCAUGUGAAAAAGAAGGAUAUCAGAAAGUUUCUUGAUGAUCUAUGUGAGCGAGAAGGACAAGAUGCUGUUGAAGAAUGAAGAGAGUGAUGAUCAGAUGAUGAUAUCUGUAGCUUUCUGUUCACUUCUCAUAUGGGUUUGUAGUUUUGUUUCCUUUGGACCAAUUGAUAAUGCAAACUCAUUAUCCUUUUAUGUUUUAGUUUUUAUUUACCAUGAUCUAUUUAAAGUUUUUGAUACUA
This is a messenger RNA of Raphanus sativus (radish), 2100 nucleotides long. RefSeq lists its product as uncharacterized. The transcript is spliced from 5 exons. The record is from RefSeq and is a predicted model, not a curated record. NCBI's taxonomy places the organism in Eukaryota, Viridiplantae, Streptophyta, Magnoliopsida, Brassicales, Brassicaceae. Bases 650 to 1627 code for a protein of 325 amino acids.